Messenger RNA from Dryobates pubescens (Downy woodpecker), 2171 nucleotides. RefSeq names its product anti-Muellerian hormone type-2 receptor-like. The annotation marks the transcript as partial. The record is from RefSeq and is a predicted model, not a curated record. NCBI's taxonomy places the organism in Eukaryota, Metazoa, Chordata, Aves, Piciformes, Picidae. The transcript has 13 exons. Gene Ontology annotation, biological process: cellular response to growth factor stimulus; BMP signaling pathway; protein phosphorylation. Gene Ontology annotation, cellular component: plasma membrane; signaling receptor complex. Gene Ontology annotation, molecular function: transforming growth factor beta receptor activity; ATP binding.
GUUGCUGGGGGGGCGGGGGGGCCGCCUGCCCCUCCGCCGACUGCACCCCCAGCCCCGCCGGCCCCCCCGGGGGCAGCCUCCUGCUGUGCCUCUGCCAUCGGCACCUCUGCAACGGCCGCGGCCCCGCCGCGGGGGGGGCCCCGCACGGCCCCGCGCCCACCCCGGGGGGGACCCCAUGGCUGUGGGCUGCUGCCCCCCUGCUCUUCCUCCUCCUCUUCCUCACCUGCCUGGCUGCCCUCGGGCUGCGCCGAGGGAGGGCCCCCCCGGCGCGACCCCCCCGGAGGUGGCAGAGGGUCAGGGUCCCCCCAGACCCCCCCAGCCCGGAGCUGCCAGCGCUGCGCUUCCUGCAGGUGCUGCAGGCCGGGCGCUUCUCGGCCGUGUGGCAGGGGACGCUGCGGCGCCAGCCGGUGGCCAUCAAAGCCUUCGCGGCCGGCGGCGCGGAGCGGUUCGCGGCGGAGCGAGCGGUGCUGCGGCUGCCGCUGAUGGAGCACCGCAACGUGGCCAAGCUGCUCCGCGCCGCCCGCGCCGGGGGGCCCCGCGCCCGCGGCGGGGUCCUGGUCCUGCAGCUCUACCCUGCCGGCUCCCUGCGGCACUUCCUGGCACAGCAUGUGGGCACCUGGGCUGGCAGCGUGCGCCUGGCACUGUCCCUUGCCCGCGGCCUCGCCUUCCUGCACCAGGAGCUCUGGCGCGACGGCCUGUACAAGCCCAGCGUGGCACAUCGGGACCUGAGCAGCCAGAACGUGCUGGUGCGGGAGGAUGGCACCUGCGCCAUCGGCGACUUCGGGCUGGCCCUGGCGCUGCCACCAGGCGGCCAGGACGGCUCCGCCGCCCGGCGCGGGGGGGUCCACAUCCGCAGGGCUGGCACCCAGCGGUACCUGGCCCCUGAGAUCCUGGAUGAGAGCCUGGACCUGCGGGCAUGGGGCCGGGCACUGCGCCAGGCUGACGUCUACGCCCUGGCACUGCUCCUCUGGGAGAUCCUCUCACGCUGCCAGGCCCUCAGCCCCGGAGCACCUGUGCCCCCCUUCCAGCUGGCAUACGAGGCAGAGCUGGGUGCCAGCCCCACGGAUGCCCAGCUCCGGCACUUGGCCGUGGAGGAACGGCGGCGACCUCUCAUCCCCCCAGCCUGGCACCACGUCCCCCAGCCCGCGGGGGCUCUGCCGGAGCUGCUGGAGGAUUGCUGGGACCCCGACCCCGAAGCCAGGCUCUCUGCCGAGAGGGCUCUCCAGCGGCUCCAGCGCCUGGCUGCCGGCCCCCCGCCACCCAACAGCCCUCUCUUGACUUCUGCAGCCCCUCCGGGGGGUUCUGGCCAACGCGGGGGUCCCCCCGCGGCAGCCGAGCGAGAGGUGGGUGCGGAGGGAACCCGAGAGAGGGAGCGGGAGAGGCGGGCGGCAGGACCCAGGAGGCUCCCUUCGUGCAGGCCCCGCCCACGGGAGGAGCCAGGCGGCCUGGCUCUGCCUAUAGGGUGGAGGGACGCGCGCAUGUCCCGCCCACGGGGCGGGGUCGGACCACCCUUGUCCACCUCUGAAGCUGUGACCACCGAUGGCCACCUGCACCCAGCCAUGACCAUGUGUGACCAACCAGGACAACCUACAGACCACAGACUCUCUCCGCCUCAGAAGGGCAUCGCCAGGCAGGCAGCGCCAGCUGAGGCCAGGGCAGCAAAGCCCAGGAGAGCCAGCAGCCCUCCGGGGCUGGCGGAGCAGCAGCGUGGACGGAGCAGAGACUCCAGCUCCCGGCAUGCCCCGGGGCAAGCAGCGCGCCACACGGGAAGUGACGUCACCGGUAGGCCAGCUUCUGGCGUGCAAACAACAUGGCCGACCGGGAGUGACGUCUCCGGGACUGCAGCGUUCGGCAUGCCCCGGGCAAACAACAUGGCCGACAGGAAGACGGACGGUGGGGCACGGAUGGGCCGGAGCGGGGCUUCGAAGCCUCCUGCCGAGCUCGGCCGACCCCCGGCCAGCGGCUUUGCAGCAUCCCAGCAGCCGUCGAGCGCACGGAAGGAGCCUCCCCCGGGGCGGCUUCAGCGCCGGCUCCGCCGCAGCCCUCUCGGCUCGGGAGCCGUUUCCUCGUUUCCUCCGGAGCUGGAAGACGUCAGGCGAGCAGAAUUUCCUUUCGAGCCGCAGAUAAGCGAGAUCCUGCUGAUAGAGAGGCCCUGCUCCAACAGACACUGA